Molecule: messenger RNA, 3704 nt
Organism: Chenopodium quinoa (quinoa)
Lineage: Eukaryota; Viridiplantae; Streptophyta; Magnoliopsida; Caryophyllales; Amaranthaceae
Product: protein NUCLEAR FUSION DEFECTIVE 4-like
Exons: 2
Coding region: 1104-2915 (603 amino acids)
Biological process (GO): transmembrane transport
Cellular component (GO): membrane
Molecular function (GO): transmembrane transporter activity
Source: RefSeq, a predicted model, not a curated record
GUAACGAAGAUUUGAACCCUACAUCUCUAAGAUAAUCAGGUUAAAAGUUUUAUCAAGUGAGUCAGUCUUGUUUGGUACCACGCUCCGGUCGUCUCAUUUGACCUUAAAUUAAGAAAUUUUUAAUUAGAUAAACAAGUGAAACAAGUUGAAUAAUAUAAUUAUGUUACGGAGUAUACUAAAAAUGUCAUUUCAAAUAGUCUUUUAUAUGUGGGGAAUUAUAGUCUAAUUAAUUAGGUGAUGUAUUGGGUUAUAUAUUUCGUAGUUUAAAUUUCAACAAGGAUAAAAUUAUAGACGAAAGUAGGCAACGAAUGAGCAAGCAAGAGGGAACACUGAACAGGAAUUUGCCCCUCCUAAAUUUACGAGAUUGCAAUAUCAAUAGUUUUCUAGACAACGGCAUCAAGUGAUUUUAAAUUUAGUCUAGUGGAGACGCAAUUUGCCUUUAUAAAACCAUUUUUUUUCAAAAAUAAUUGUACUAGUAUCUAUGCAAGUUUAUCUUAUUUGUAGUUAAUUAUAAAUAUCACUAUAGAAAUGAAUAUUAAACUAUUAAUCCACACAUUGUCAGAUCUUCAUCAGUAUAAUUUCAUUUCAAUUAAUCACAUAAUUUUUUUAACCACUUUUGUAUUAAAAAACCAACCAAUUGAAUAAUACAUCGAGAAUCUUUGAUAAAACAAAGUAAACUAACAAGCCUAGUUAAAAGCGCAUGAUCAUAUUAUAUUAAAAUUAAGACAGCUAACAAUUCAUACAACAACUUGAUGACAAAUUGAUUACAUGACCUAAAUAAUUCAACCUCAAAUCCUGCAAAAUCUGUUUGAAUUCAUACUUGCUCUCCAAUAACAUGGGCUAAGUCAACUAUAAGGUCUCAAUCUAGAAAAAUAUCCCAAUAAUAAACAUUUUACAUAGAGAAAAUUUGACCAUUCACACUUUAAAACAACGUUCCUAUAUAUGGUCAUAUGUUAUCUACUUGCACAUUAAUUGAUGAUAUUAUACUAGUAUACUACUAUAUGUGUAACAUUAUUUCUACAUAUUUGUUCACUCUUACACUAUAGUAAGCUCAACUUCAACUCUCCCUCCCUAAACAAAUUAAGUAGCUUUUAUUAGCGACGAUGGUGGUUGAUGGUGGCGGAGGUGGUGGUGGACUUAGUUUCGUAGUACGGGUCAUAAUGGGACGGUGGUUCAUGGUGUUCUCCACCAUCCUAGUGAUGUCUGCGGCAGGAGCCACCUACAUGUUUGGGUUGUACUCUAAGGACAUAAAAAAAUCCCUAGGGUAUGAUCAAACUACCCUUAACCUCCUUAGCUUUUUUAAGGACCUAGGGUCUACAGUAGGGAUACCUGCGGGUCUAUUGAUGGAGAUUGCACCGCCUUGGGUGGUCUUAGCCGUGGGUUCUGUCCUUAACUUCUUUGGCUACUUCAUGAUAUGGCUCGCGGUUUCUGGUCGUAUAGCCAAGCCUUCUGUUUGGCAAAUGUGCUUGUAUAUUUGCAUAGGUGGAAACUCUCAAUCAUUUGCAAACACCGGUGCACUUGUUACUUGUGUAAAGAACUUUCCAGAAAGCCGAGGAGUGGUCUUAGGGUUGCUAAAGGGUUUUGUUGGUCUAAGUGGUGCUAUCAUAACGCAACUCUACUAUGCACUGUAUGGUGGGAAGAACUCCAAAGCCCUAAUUCUCCUCAUCGGUUGGCUACCAGCCGCGAUUUCACUAGUAUUCUUACGUACCAUCCGGUUUAUGAAAGUUGUUAGACAAAAAAAUGAGGUCAAAUUGUUCUAUGAGAUUCUCUAUAUCUCCCUUGGACUCGCCGGUUUUCUCAUGAUCAUGAUCAUACUACAAAAGCAGUUAAACUUCAAAAGAAGUGAGUUUGUAGCAAGUGGUGUGGCGGUAGUCAUUUUUCUCCUUUUACCUAUUUUAACUGUGGUCAAAGAGGAAAUUAGGCAAUGGAAGAAGAAGCGAGAAUUGUUACAAAAUGCUCCUAAGGUAGAUGUCGUCGUAAACAAUGGUGAGGAUAAGGAAGACAAGGUUAAGGAGCUUCCUAAUAAAUCAACUCCUCUUGCAUCCGAUGAGGUAGUUGCAACAUCAAGAGAGGCGGAUUCCUGUUUUCAAAAUGUGUUAUGUCCUCCCGAGCGAGGAGAAGAUUACACUAUACUACAAGCACUCUUUAGCAUAGACAUGCUCAUUCUAUUUCUUGCUACCAUAUGUGGAGUUGGUGGUACAUUGACCGCGAUUGACAAUUUAGGUCAAAUCGGGACAUCACUUGGCUAUCCGACUAAAAGCAUCAGCACCUUUGUGUCCCUAGUGAGCAUAUGGAAUUAUUUGGGUCGUGUCGUAUCAGGUUUCUACUCAGAACACUUAUUAAAGAAGUACAAGAUUCCAAGGCCUCUUUUUCUCACUUGCAUGCUCCUACUCUCUUGUGUUGGGCACCUUCUAAUUGCAUUCAACGUUCGUAAUGGGCUUUACGUUGCAUCUGUGAUUAUUGGGUUUACCUUUGGGGCCCAAUGGCCUUUACUCUUCGGUAUAAUAUCGGAGUUAUUUGGGCUCAAGUAUUACUCAACUUUGUACAACUUUGGGUCAGUUGCAAGCCCAAUAGGAGGUUACAUUCUCAAUGUGAGGAUAACGGGCCAUUUAUAUGAUAAGGAGGCCAGAAAGCAAUUGGAUUCUUUGGGCCGGCCCAGGAUAAAAGGGGAAGAGCUAAAUUGUGUUGGGCAAGAAUGUUUUCGUUUAGCAUUUCUUAUAAUCACAGCAGCAACUGUUUUUGGUAUGUUAAUUUCAUUGAUUUUGGUGGUAAGAACAAGAAAGUUUUAUAGGAGUGAUAUUUACAAAAAGUUUAGGGAUGCGGCCGUAGUUGAGGAGGAUGAGUUGGUAAAUGGCGGUGCUAUGGUGGCAACAAACGGAGCGAAAAAGGGGGAGACGACGAAGGUUGAAAACUAAAUGUGUUUAGUUUGGCAAUUUUUCGAAAACAUAUGGAUAAUAUAGUGUAAUGGUCAUAUAUUAAGUACAUUAUUGAUGCAUGAAAUGCAUGGUAGACUGGUCUGACCAAGAAGAAGAGCGAAAUAUAUCAUUUAUGUCUAGUGAAUUUUUAAGAAAUGACUAUUGUAACGAUGGUGAGUUAAUAUAUAGAUGAAGAUAAAACACGAUAUGUUAAUGUGUAAAGAGAAAAUCGUUAUAUUAAAGUAACAAGUGUGACACUUUUAUUUUUGAUUUGAAGCAGUUUGUGCUCCUAUUUUGCAAUCUAGUAUUGGGUACAAUGCUAAUUUCUUUGUGAUGAUAACGCCUAUGAAAAUUACGGAAUAUCAAGGAUUAGCUGUUACGUGUUGCAUAACAGACAUAAGUCAAAUUAGAACUUUUUUUUUUUUUUUUUUUUUUUAUUGUGAGCCUCAAGGACAAGGGUGGGAAUCGAUCCCAGAUCUUCUGAAAUCAGGAGGGAAGCUUUAACUACUUGAGCUAUCUCUCACGACCUCACUCAUAUAACAUUUUAUAAUUUGAAUGUAUUUGGGCACUAUUGAUUCUUACAAAAUAAUAUUGUACAGGAUAGAAAGAAUAACUAAGUCCAAUUAAUCAUAGAUUUGAUCGAUAAAGUAUAAUAAAUUAAUCAUGGGCUUUAACCAUCUGCUUAAAUUUAAGUAUUACUCUUGUACUUUGUAGUCAUUUUAUUAUGUUAAAAUAACCUAACAUAAUUAUAAUGUUAAUCUAAAAAUCUGUAUGUAAUAAGAGUAUUAC